This is a messenger RNA of Chaetomium fimeti, 1299 nucleotides long. RefSeq lists its product as uncharacterized. The record is from RefSeq and is a predicted model, not a curated record. The coding region runs from base 1 to 1299 and encodes 432 amino acids. Gene Ontology annotation, molecular function: protein binding. The transcript has 3 exons. Lineage: Eukaryota; Fungi; Ascomycota; Sordariomycetes; Sordariales; Chaetomiaceae. Gene Ontology annotation, cellular component: nucleus.
AUGAAAUACACCAAGAACAGCGGUGAUAUUGCCGUUAGCCAUUGGGACGACGACGAUUUCAAGCCAUCGCAACGAGAGGCCCUGCACGAGGACCAGAAGCUCUGCAAAUGGAACCUCGACCGCAUCGUGUCGACCGUUCCGCUCAAGAUUCAAUCGUCCGGAAUCUGCAACGGCUCCGGCCUGUUCGCGGGUGCCGAUAUACCCGCGGGCCGCGAGAUUUACCACGUCGCCCCGAUAAUGCAUACUCUCAGUGCCGGCAACCCUUCCUUUUGUUCCCAUUGCCUGAAGGAUACACAGGAAGUGUUGGGUGGGCCGUCCAAAGACAAUGAAGAGACAAAGGCCUGUGCAAAUUGCAAGGUCGCCAGGUUCUGCUCCAAGAGGCUCGUUGGAUACGCGUUUGACGUGGUUACGGCCAUGAUCAACCACUCCUGCGACCCAAAUGCGUUUGUUCAUUUUGAAGGCAAUGAGAUUCGAGUCCGCUCGCUCAGACCGAUUGCCGCUGGCGAAGAGAUUACUAUUUGCUAUAUCGAUCCGACUCUUAGGUUGACUGCCCGCAAAGAUUUCCUCAAGGGCAAUCACUUCUUCGACUGUUCCUGCACCCGCUGCGAAGGCGAGCUCAAAGAGCAGUCGUCUCUGCUCGAAGGCACCGAAAAGCUUUCGAUCCUUCCGCAUUACCAGAGGGAGAUCGUUCGGCUCAUCGAUGCCGCCGUCCAAGCUUUCAAACACCCUGGCGUUUUCCCGGACUAUGAGGACCCUUCGGCGGUCGAAACAUUGCUACGUACCGUCACCACUCAUGCGUUCCCCCCUGGCAAGCUCUGGCCUGAACACAUGGAACCCUUACCUUCUGCCCGCCUUUCGCUGGCCAAGUUGUAUCUCGGAAAAGGACAGCCGGUACCCGCCCUGCGCAACGGCCUCAAAGGAAAACUCCUCAACACCCGGAAGAGCGGGCCUGAGUGGGUUAACGAAAUGAUGGACAUCAUAACCAUCCUCAUUGUCGCAGGCAGCCUGCCACCGGAGUCGCCCGCGUUUCAGGACAAGAAAUUCCCCUCGGCAACCGAUCUCCAGAACGUAACACUCGGGUAUUUCGUGGCAGCUACCCACGAGGCGGCUCGCAUGUUCGGCCCGGAGGCGGAAUAUGCCAAGGGGAUCUCGCACAUGACGAGUGUCAUGGGUGCGCAGAGGGAACCCCCAUUGCCGGGAAGCAAGGAAUUCAUAGAGGUGUUUAUCCCUGCGCAGCGAAGACUGCUGGAAUGGGUAGGCAUACCGGAGGAGAAUGCCAUUGCCAUCCACGGGGUGUGA